AUCACGACUGAAUGAGAUUCUGAGCCCCAAACCCCUUCUUCUUACUCUAUCUCUCAUCGACAUGUCAUGUGAAGCUUGAGCUCUCUCUAGCACUCCCUCAACAGAAAUAAAACCAGAUAGAAACAAAAACCCCUAAACACUGAGAUAGAUAGACGAGAGAAACUUGAAUUUCUUCGCCUUUUUUUCAUUUUAUUUUCCAGUCUCAAAGGGGAAAGAGAGAGCCGGAAUUAUGGCAGUGGUUGAGAAUCUCGAGAAUGCUGCUGCCAAGACCGUGGGGUCCGCCUCCGCCAACGCCGCGGCGGAGCACCACCACCACCACCACCAGCCACCGCCGCCUGCUGCCGGUGCCGUGACGUCAUCCGACGAUCAGGAUCAGUCGGCAUCCGCCAAGCAAGUACGCCAGCAGAUUGAGGCGGCGCUGCAGCAGCAGCAGCAGCAGUACGCCAUGGCUAACGGUAACGGUAAAAGCAACGGCAACGGUCAGCUGAGCUACGAUCAGCGAUCCAACGGCGAGAUGAACGGCGGCGGGGAUCACCACGACGUGGCCGGGGAGAGCUUCAAUCGGGACAUGAGGGAGCUGAGGGAGCUCUUCUCUAAGCUCAACCCCAUGGCGGAGGAGUUUGUGCCGCCCUCACAUGCUAGCAACAACCACCACGGAAUCAACGGCGGGUUUGUUGACUUCACGGCGCUGAUGAUGCAGAAUGGCAACCGAGUCGGACAAGUUAACGGUGGUGUUGGUUAUCCCGGCCGGCGGAGAAAUAAUCAGGGAAAGAGGAGAAUGAACAGCAGGACAAGUCUAGCGCAGCGAGAAGAUAGAAUUCGGAGGACUGUGUAUGUCUCUGACAUUGAUCAACAGGUCACUGAGGAGCAGCUCGCAGCGCUGUUUGUUACUUGUGGGCAGGUUGUUGACUGCCGAAUUUGUGGUGACCCGAAUUCUGUACUCCGUUUUGCCUUUAUCGAGUUCACUGAUGAAGAAGGUGCAAGAGCUGCUUUGAGUCUUGCUGGGACCAUGCUUGGAUUCUAUCCAGUAAGGGUGUUGCCUUCUAAGACAGCUAUCGCACCUGUUAACCCAACAUUCUUGCCUCGGACUGAAGAUGAACGUGAGAUGUGUGCAAGAACUAUAUACUGUACAAACAUUGACAAAAAGGUUUCUCAAGCUGAUGUUAAGCUCUUUUUUGAAUCAGUUUGUGGAGAGGUUUAUCGUCUGAGGCUGCUGGGAGACUAUCACCACUCCACCCGUAUUGCAUUUGUUGAGUUUGUGAUGGCUGAAAGUGCAAUUGCUGCUCUCAAUUGUAGCGGUGUGGUUUUGGGAUCAUUGCCAAUCAGGGUAAGUCCAUCCAAGACACCUGUUCGUCCGCGCGCUCCACGCCUUCCCAUACAUUGAUUCAUCUUUGGCAUUCAUGACUGAUCUACAGUUCCGGUUUAAAUAUAUUUAAAUACACACAACUAUGUAAAGAUGUUCUCCGUGCCUCUGGUUGUUCCUGGUUUAUCUUAUACCUGUCCUCGGCUUGAUAUAGCUUUGGAUCUUUUGUUCUCUUUAGAGGUGUUUUAUGUUGUCCUCUUAAAUAUAGAGUUGGACAAAAACUUGAGGCUUCACUUAAUUUCAUGUAAUAUGUCCAUUUUG
Argentina anserina (silverweed cinquefoil) is the source of this 1624-nucleotide messenger RNA. RefSeq names its product polyadenylate-binding protein-interacting protein 11. NCBI's taxonomy places the organism in Eukaryota, Viridiplantae, Streptophyta, Magnoliopsida, Rosales, Rosaceae. The transcript is spliced from 11 exons. Bases 230 to 1384 code for a protein of 384 amino acids. The record is from RefSeq and is a predicted model, not a curated record. Gene Ontology annotation, molecular function: RNA binding.